AUAUUGGAAUGUCUCCCCCGUCAUAACAUAGUUGAGCUCAAGCAAAAAUGAGUAGCAGCAGCUUGAAUGAUGAAAUGGCGAUUCUUUCGCAGUACUAUCCUGAUAUAUACACUCAGAUGACUGCGGAAAAAGGAGGGGAAGCGAAAGCGCAGAGAAGGCGGAAGAAGAGCAAAGGGGAGGGGAGCUGCAGCAUGUUCAGGAAAAGAAAGCUUACGGAUGAGCAGGUGAACAUGCUGGAGCUGAAUUUCGUGAAUGAGCACAAGCUGGACUCUGAAAGGAAGGACAGGAUUGCUUCGGAGCUGGGACUCGAUCCGCGACAGGUUGCGGUGUGGUUUCAGAACAGGAGAGCCAGGUGGAAGAGCAAGAAACUCGAGGAUGAGUACACCAAGCUGAAAAAUGAGCAUGACAACACAGUUGUAGAGAAAUGUCAGCUACAAAAUGAGGUCUUUAAGCUCAAAAACCAGCUCUCUGAAGCAGAAAAGGAAAUGCAGCAACUCGCUGAGCGCUUGGAUGGGGUUUCAAGUAACAGUCCUAGCUCGUCGUUCUCAAUGGAGGUUAUGGAUCCACCGUAUCUUGGGGAGUUUGGGAUGGAAGGAUUGGAAAAUGUUUUAUGCAUGCCGGAUAAUUAUUAUGGCAGUAAUGGAUUGGGGAUUUGGGCUGACAUAUAUGACAUGUAAAUAGAUUAGCAUGAUGUGCUUAACGAUGGUCUAGCGUAGUAGUGUACAUUCCUUAGUGUUCUUGUUCUCUAGCUAAUAAUCUCAGCGUUAUAGACUAGAAGGUUUAACAUAACUUGAAUGUGACUAGCUAUAAGUAUCAGCUCUAAGCUUUGUUAUAUAAUGUUAAUUUCACCUUGAUGUAAUAUAUAUACUAUUGGUGUACCUUGUAUA
Molecule: messenger RNA, 887 nt
Organism: Daucus carota subsp. sativus
Lineage: Eukaryota; Viridiplantae; Streptophyta; Magnoliopsida; Apiales; Apiaceae
Product: homeobox-leucine zipper protein ATHB-40
Exons: 3
Coding region: 48-677 (209 amino acids)
Biological process (GO): positive regulation of DNA-templated transcription
Cellular component (GO): nucleus
Molecular function (GO): sequence-specific DNA binding; DNA-binding transcription factor activity, RNA polymerase II-specific
Source: RefSeq, a predicted model, not a curated record